Messenger RNA from Acytostelium subglobosum LB1, 363 nucleotides. RefSeq lists its product as hypothetical. The record is from RefSeq and is a predicted model, not a curated record. NCBI's taxonomy places the organism in Eukaryota, Evosea, Eumycetozoa, Acytosteliales, Acytosteliaceae. Gene Ontology annotation, biological process: mitochondrial electron transport, cytochrome c to oxygen. Bases 1 to 363 code for a protein of 120 amino acids. Gene Ontology annotation, cellular component: mitochondrial envelope. The transcript is spliced from 2 exons.
AUGUCCAAGUUUAUCAAGUACAUUAAGGAGAUGUUCACUCCGACUCACUCGAUGGAGUUCUUCCACAAGCCAUCCAGCAACUCAUUGCUCGACGCUUCCGAGUUGAACGCCACCAGAAGAGCCAUCAAGAGAGAGGACUUUGGUCAUGAGAUGCUCACUGGAGCUUUCGGAACUUUGAAGGCCCCAGUUAUUGUAGAGUCGAUCUUUGACAACAGAACUGUUGGAUGUGAGGGUGGUGAGGGUGAGGAGCACGACCUCGUCUUCCACAAGGUCUCCCACAAGAGACCAUGCAUCUGUUUGGACUGUGGACAGGUGUUCAAGCUCAAGAAGAUCAGCUCUGAGAAUGAGGUUAUGUACUAUUAA